Messenger RNA from Girardinichthys multiradiatus, 3627 nucleotides. It is a transcript of the gene gtpbp1l, whose product is annotated as GTP binding protein 1, like. Gene Ontology annotation, molecular function: GTP binding; translation elongation factor activity; GTPase activity. Gene Ontology annotation, biological process: translational elongation. Lineage: Eukaryota; Metazoa; Chordata; Actinopteri; Cyprinodontiformes; Goodeidae. The transcript is spliced from 15 exons. The record is from RefSeq and is a predicted model, not a curated record. Bases 135 to 2168 code for a protein of 677 amino acids.
AUGACGUGUCGAGAUGGGGCCAAUCGUUUGCCUUGAUUUUCAUUAUGGGCGGGACAAACGUUGCGAGCCCAGAAAUCGAAGCCAAACAGAAUAAACAACUAAGUUAGCAAGUCGGUUAACCUUUAUUUACUGAUAUGGCCUCAAGGGCGACGGAACCAGCGACAUGUCCAGACUCAACACCACCAGAGUCCUUAGUACCAGCUUGCAUGUUCGCACCGGACCACGGAAGUGCCAAUGAUCCAUCGGGUGGAGAAGGCUUUGAAGACGGCGAGGGGACAAAUGGGGAGUCUGUGGAUCAUUUAGACCUGAGCAACAAGCUGGUUCUUGUGAGCCCAACAGGAGAACAGUAUGAUUCAUUACUGCGACAACUAAGAGAGCGAAUAGAAGAAGGCUGUGGAGAGACAAUCUAUGUAGUUGGAAUGGGAUCAGAUGGAGGUGAUUAUGGUUUGGAUGAAAAGGACAUGGAAGCGUCAGUGGCGACAGUGCGGUCGCUGUGUGAACAGAUUGAGGCAGACUUAAUCCUGCUGAGAGAGAGGACCGAAAGUGGUGGAAAGAUUCGGGACUACCUCAUUCGCCGGCGUGUAGGGGAGCAGGAUUUCCUUGAAGUCAGAGUUGCAGUUGUUGGUAAUGUGGACGCGGGGAAGAGCACCCUGCUUGGUGUGUUGACCCAUGGCGAGCUGGACAACGGCAGAGGCUUCGCUCGCCAGAAGCUCUUCAGACACAAGCACGAAAUGGAGAGCGGCAGGACCAGUAGUGUAGGCAAUGACAUCCUGGGCUUUGACCAGGAGGGACAGGUUGUUAACAAGCCAGACAGCCACGGUGGAGGUUUAGACUGGACGAAGAUCUGUGAGAAAUCCUCAAAGGUCAUCACCUUUAUUGACCUGGCUGGCCAUGAGAAGUAUCUGAAAACCACUGUGUUUGGCAUGACGGGCCACCUCCCAGAUUUCUGCAUGCUUAUGGUUGGCAGCAACGCCGGCAUAGUUGGCAUGACUAAAGAGCAUCUUGGUCUGGCAUUAGCCCUGAACGUACCAGUGUUUGUAGUUGUUACAAAGAUAGAUAUGUGUCCAGCUAACAUCCUGCAAGAGACACUAAAAUUACUACAAAGAUUAUUAAAGUCACCAGGCUGCAGAAAAAUCCCAGUACUAGUCCAGAACAAGGAUGACGUCGUCGUCACAGCCUCCAACUUUAGUUCGGAGAGGAUGUGUCCCAUUUUCCAAAUCUCAAACGUGACGGGGGAGAACAUGGACCUGCUGAAGAUGUUCUUGAACCUCCUCUCCCCGAGGACCACUUUUAACAAUGACGAGCCUGCAGAGUUUCAAAUAGACGACACGUACUCUGUACCGGGUGUGGGUACAGUAGUUUCUGGUACUACACUACGGGGAUUAAUACGACUCAACGACGCGUUACUCUUAGGCCCAGACCCGCUUGGCACCUUCAUCCCCAUUGCUGUGAAGUCCAUCCAUCGCAAAAGAAUGCCUGUUAGAGAAGUUCACGGUGGACAGACAGCAUCCUUCGCUCUUAAAAAGAUUAAAAGGUCAUCGAUAAGAAAAGGAAUGGUGAUGGUGUCUCCAAAGCUAAUGCCUCAAGCUACCUGGGAAUUUGAGGCUGAAAUAUUGGUGCUUCACCAUCCAACCACAAUAUCUCCAAGAUACCAGGCCAUGGUCCACUGUGGCAGCAUCAGACAGACUGCCACUAUCCUGACCAUGAACAAAGACUGUCUAAGGACAGGGGACAAGGCUUCAGUCCAUUUUCGCUUCAUUAAGACACCCGAGUAUCUUCAUUGUGAUCAGAAGCUUGUAUUCAGGGAAGGUCGUACCAAAGCCGUAGGCACCAUAAUUAAGCUUCUCCAGUCAGUGAGCACACAAGCUGCCAAAACCCAGCAGUCCAAGUGUCAGGCCAAUAAGAAGUCUUCUAGAGAGGGUGGAACAGGGAAUGAGGACACUGGAUCAACAGUACGACCGCACAGUCCAACAACAUCGACAGCGGCAGAGGACGAAGCUCUAUGUAAAGAUGACAACAAAGAAAACAAGCCUGGUGUCGAUGUCUGUGUGCAGCUGAAAUCAGGGAGCGGAGGCCGUCGACGAGGUGGUCAGAGACAUCGAGGGAAAGCUCAAAAUGCUGCAACUAUGUCUUCAGCAAUGCCCACAGGAGCGGCAGGCUCAUCCUGAAGGCUCGAGAUUUGCUGCAUCAUCAUCAGCCCUCUGCUAGUUGUCUACAAAAACAUUGGCCCCUUAUCUCUUGUUUCUUCAAUACAAGGUGGAAUUCUCAAUGGGUUGUUGAAAGUCAUAUUAAGAUUAAAAACGUGUUUGCAUUUGUGUAUUUCAUUAGAUGAUGCCCUAGUUUAUUAGAAAUGUUUCAGAAACGUUCACCAUAUUUGUAGUUCUUCAGAACUCUGCCAGUCUGCAAAAAUGUGUUUUUGUUUUACUGUACACUUGUGCUCACUUUUAACUGCCCUCGUCGGUCCUUUUGAAUGGAACCAAGGCUGCGUCGAUCAAGCAAAUUUGAGAUAAGCACCAUGUUUUCUGUUGUUCAAAAGUUCCUUUUUUGAAGGAAGAGGCGGUGUAAUUUUGGUUUUGGAGUUGACUUGACAGUGAGUACAUGCCAAACUUGUUGGUUAGAGAAUUCUGACAGUAAGUGCUCAGCAAAGUGCGCAGUAAAUGUAGCUCAUUUGUUAGUUACUAUGAUCACGGAUGGUAGCUGUUAAAAACCUUCUAAAGAGGUUCUUGGUGUAAGAAGAUAGUGUUAAAUUUGACAAUAUAUUGGAAAUCGAACAAAAAACACCCGAAUGCCAGAAAAUUGUUGCUUUUACUGCAUUUAAAAUAACAAAACAUUUGGAAAAUGGAGAAGUUGGUCUCUCCUUUUUUUUUUAUCCAUCUUGCUGAGGUUUGAUCCCUUAUCUGUUUUAUACUGUACCAUUUGCACAUUAAUACAUUUAGUCUUUACAGCUAAUCUAAACUAAUUUUUUGUUAUCGGUGCAAACUUGGUUUUGGUUUUUCCUCAGGUCCUAUUGAUGGUGAACAAGGGAACAUAUUACUGUAUAUUAUUGAUCUAUGAUGAUGACUUCUAGGUCAAAAAAUCUCACUCUGAAGAUACAACAACUCGAAUGCCAAGUAAGAACAUAUUUGACAUAUUUGUCACUAAAUUGUGGCUGCUCAUUUUCACUUCAUACUCCACACAAAUGAGCAAGACGCAGCAAUUUUCUCAUUCCAUAUGCUGACAUAAAAGAUAAAAUAUUUUUCUUCAAUAAACAAAUACACAGAUACGAUUAUUCAUUUUUUAUUCUUUAUAUUUUCCUUUGCAAAUUUUAAACCAAAACCCAACCCAAAACCAAAUUUUUGCCUAGAAUUCAAAAAUAUACAGUUCACUAGUUCUUUUUAUUGUCAUUGUGUCAACAAAUUCCACAAUGAAGAAACAAAAACUACACAUUUUGCAAUUUCUUUUCUCAGUUUUUUUCAUUUUACAUGCAACCCAUAUUUGACUAGGUUGCAUGAAAUUAUUUUUCAAGAGACAUUUUGUGUCUAUGUACCAAAACGCAGGUUGUGUGGAAGGAUAAAAAAAGCAAUUUUAUUUCAAGUGGUGCCAAUUUUUAUGCAAGUCCUUUUAAAUAAAUUUGCUAGAGAAAACUGA